Dreissena polymorpha is the source of this 3281-nucleotide messenger RNA. RefSeq names its product paramyosin-like. The coding region runs from base 22 to 3093 and encodes 1023 amino acids. Lineage: Eukaryota; Metazoa; Mollusca; Bivalvia; Myida; Dreissenidae. The transcript is spliced from 27 exons. The record is from RefSeq and is a predicted model, not a curated record.
AUUUUAGGGUUAGCCGAAUUAAUGUCCCCUGAUCUCCGCUGUGAUGUUGGCUUUUACCCUCACAGUCUUCUAACUCGCAGGAGGUCCUCCUCAUCGAUGUACAGCAACGGCGAGGUCAUGGAGGUGCUGGCAGAGCUACAGAAACGGAUACGUCAACGAAAGGAGGACGACAUUAAAGCAGAGCUCACGGCCAUAAAACAGCGUGUACAAAAGAGCCUGGAGGAUGUAGACAUGGCUGACAACCCCGAUGAGGAUCCUAGUGUGGUCCAGACACCGACCUUCACCUCGGCCUUCAACACCCGCGCCAUGUGGGAGAAAAUGCAGGAGAGAAAUCAGCUUCUAGAGCGAGUCGAUGGUUUUGCGGAGAAUGCCGUAAACAAGAAACAAAUGAUCAUGGAAGUGAACUACUGGCUUCAAGACAAUCUCAAUAUGUCCAGUGAUGUGGCUACCCCAGAGGAGCUCAAAGCAAUGGUAGAAGAAGCAGCAGACUUGCACAAUGUCAUAUCCACUUCCAUGGAAGAGUUUAUCAACACGGGUGACAAGGUGGUGGAGAAAGGGCGCCUGCUACUGCAGGAGACGAGCAAAAUCAUUGAAGAAAGACGAGCACAUAGAGAUAAGAGUUCAAAAAGAGAAAAAAUGAAUAUCUAUGAUGAAAAGGUGCUGUUGUCGGAGCCUGCUAAAUGGGAGAGCUCGGUAGCGAUGAUCCUGUCAGUGUUUGAAGACAGCCACAAGAUGAUGAAGAAUGUAGUGCUGAAAAAUUCCCUCAAGCUUAGUCAGAAUCAGUUUGAGUACAUGAUGCUGGCGUCCGAGAUUCGUGCAAAAGAGUUUGAAGACAAGAGGAAGAUGUGCAUAGAACUUCAGGGGAAGUUGCACUCUGCUAAACUGGGAACCGACCGGGUGAGUAGGGAGGUGGAAGAGCAAAAGAAGAAGGUCGCACAGAUGGGACAAGAGAUGGAGACGGCCAAUAAAGCACUUGAGAACGUGCAGCAGAGAAACCAAGAGUUGCAAAGCAAAGUGAUGGAGCUGAACGCCAAGAUACGUUCGCUGGAGGAGCAGCUGGUGAUAGCCAACACCCCACGUACACCCCCACCCCCUCCAACACCACCACCACCACCCACCCCAGAGAAGAUCUAUGUGAAGGUAGUUGACUCGAGCACUGAACUACGUCUGAGAGAAGUUGAGGAUGAACUAGCCAAAGCUAGGGUUGAAAUUGAAGAUUUGAUGUUAAAACUGGAAGAAGUUUCAGAACAACUACAAGCGGAACAGGACCGUAGCCGCCAACUGGAGUCUCGUAUCCUUGAGCUGGAGAGUAUUGAGCCCCCAGCUCCUGUCAUCAUACAGGCACCACUGCCAUCACAACCAUCACUGCAAAUACCAACAGAGCCUUCUGAAUUGGACGUCAUUAUACCAGAGGCGCAGGCAGUCCCAGAUGGGACAACCAAGGACAGCCACUAUUACAAGACUCUCAUGGCAGGCAUGAAAAAGGACUUCGAGGCUGAACUGGAGAAGGUUAAAGGUCACUUUCUCAAGGAGAAAUCAAGGGGUGAGGCCGGGAUCCGUAAGAUAGAACAACAGCACAAGGAUCAACUACACAGCAUACAGCGGGACACGAUGCGUAUCCUGCGAGCAAUCAUGCACUUCCGAGAUCACAUGCAGACCUGUCUCGAGAAAGAGAACCUUGUGGAUCAGGCGCAGGCGUUGACCGAACUUGGAAGCAUCACCAAGGACAAGAUUUCUCAGGAUGCAAAAGAUGCGUUGGUUGCUGUUGUAGGGGUGGUAGUAGAAUAUCUCCACAAUCUAGAGGGUAUCCUCUCCAACUCCCUACUGGCCCUCAAGAUGCUCAUGAAACAACAGGUUGAGCGCCUCGUGGAACAGGAAGUGCAGCUACGGCUCACCAAGGAGAGGCAGGAACGCACUAUCAAGGAAGUACAGAAAAAGGAUCGUAUGUUGAAAGGGAAGCGUAAAGAUGUUGGUGGAAUUGCAAAGAGGCUGAAAAAGGCCAAGAACAAGCUGAAGAAAGCCAAGCACGACAUUGAGUUUCUUUCCAACGACAAGCGCUACCUGGACCUGCUGGGGAGAUACAGCUACAUGAUGAAGAUAUAUCAGAAGAUGCAGCGAGAAAUGGAGACACUGCAGAGUGACUUCCAGCAGACCAUGCAGAAAAAACUGGAUGAAAGGGAAACUUUGGUCAUCUCACAGAUGAAGAUGCAAAUAAAACAGCAACGAGUGGUGAAUGAAGAGAAUCUAAGACUGACAAUCAUGGACCAGCGAGAGAACCUUCGUAUCCUGGCACGGGCGUAUGAGGACAACAAGAUUUCCCGAGAUCUCCUCGCCUGUGCCAAAGCCAUGAUACAGAAAACCAUGGAAAUUCCCGAGAUACGGUUACGGAACCUUUUUGAGCAAUACAUUACCUUCAGAGCUAUCCAGGAUGCCAGACAGCGUGUUGAGAAGGUAUUAGAAGAGGAAGAGGACCUAGCUAUUGACACUCGCAAUGAGAUGCAACUUUACCUGGCAAAUAUGGAUGGGCGAUUUAACUCCAGCAUGAAGGUUUGGAGAAGCAAAAUGAAGCAACUGGAAUCAGAGAAAAGAGAAAUGAACCAUAAAAUCUUUAAAUUAUUCAACGAGGUCCUUCUGGAGACGGGAAUACUCCUGGUACAUCCCCUUCUCAAAGACAAGGACAGACAGACCAUCUUCAACAACGCCGCCACACAGGUCCCCAGGAAACAACUACAGGCUCUGCUCUUGAAACGGCAACCCAAAUGCAUGAAGCUGGAGGCUGAGUUACUGCGACUGCCAUCAGAGCUGCAGGGAUCUGCCAUCAAUAGCCACUGUGGAACUGAGAGACUCUGGUCCCAACAGUCCCUGGAAUCUAAAAUGGCACCUAGUGUAAUCUUACCCCACAUUCUUGCAUAUGAGGUCAACAAGCCUAAAAUUAGUGCAGUCAGGACAUUGGGCCAGAACAGGAAGCGGUACCUCAUGGGUCGGACAGAGAGUUUCAACAUCAGUGACGGGAACUGCGUGACCUUUAUACGUGACCUCACUAAGCCUACCUACAUGCAGCAUUAUCCACACGAGGUACCCUCCUUCCACUGAUGGGUGCCCACAUGUUCUUCUCUUACAUCUGGUUGUGUUUAUAAACUCGGCGUUGAUUUUUUUUUUGUAUCCAGUCAUAGCUGUUAUUGCUUUUAUUUUAGUCAGAUUGUUUUUAUAAUCUCAGCUUUCCAUCAUUUUUUGUACCUAGUCAAAGCUGUUUCUGAUUAAAUGAGAACUUUCUACACUUA